This is a messenger RNA of Cicer arietinum (chickpea), 1505 nucleotides long. Its product is annotated as F-box protein CPR1-like. NCBI's taxonomy places the organism in Eukaryota, Viridiplantae, Streptophyta, Magnoliopsida, Fabales, Fabaceae. Gene Ontology annotation, molecular function: protein binding. The record is from RefSeq and is a predicted model, not a curated record.
ACUCAAAGAAGAAGAAGAUAAACCUUUGUUCAUAUAGUUGACUUGCACAACUUUUUUAUAACAUCUUAUGGAUUCUUCCUAUUAUGUUGCCUCUAAUAGUCACCUCAACAACAUUGCAAUUGCCGCCACAAUUGGCAAGGUAAGAAAUUAUAUACCCGAUGAUAUUGUCUUCUCUAUUCUAUCAAAAUUACCUAUUAAAUCUUUGAAGCGAUUUAUGUGUGUAUGUAAAUCAUGGUCUCUCUUAUUUGAAGACCCUCAUUUCAUGACCAUGUUUCGUUACAAAUUUAUAUGUAACCACAAUAAUGAAUCGCUCCUUCUACAACUACGUCUACCAUAUACGGAUGAUGAUGACUUGUAUGUGAAUAGGAUGUAUUCAUGGGACUUAGACUUCUUAGAAUUUCCUAUACCAUUCAUUCCAGGUAACAAAUAUUAUACCGAGUUGUAUUCUCUUUCUAGAAAGAGAUUUGUGAACAAGAUCAAAUUAGAUUGGCCAAAUCUACUUCCUAAUCAAGAGCAUAUAGUCCAAUUUGAUUUGCAUGACCCAUUUGAUUUUAAGAUUUUUGGUUUUGCUAGUGUUAAUGGCAUACUUUGUCUCGUUAAGUCUAAUCUUCGAAGUGUUCUAUUGUGGAACCCAACUACCAAAGAAUGCAAGGUCAUUCCUCCUAGCCCUAUUGAGUCGCGUCACCUUCCGUUGCCUUAUCAGCCUAUGCCGCAACUUGAUGUUUAUGGAUUUGGUUAUGAUAUUGUUAGAGAUGACUAUAAGGUGAUUCGUCAUGUAUCAUUUAUAUUUGAUUCAACACAAACAACUUACAACUGGGAGAUAUAUAGCUUAAGAAAUGACUCUUGGCGUAAACUUGAUUUUGAUAUGCCAACUUCCUAUCGAAGUUGUCAACAUGUCCAUGUGUAUGUGGACGGCGUGUGUCAUUGGUUGUGUGAUAAUGAAGAAGCAACUCAUACAUUAGGUGAAGCACGUUUGGUAUCAUUUGACUUGAACAAUGAGUCGUUCGUUAUCACACCGAUACCCUACAUAGAAGAUGAUAAAGAUUAUAACGUGUGGUGGAGAAAUUUGGCGGAGUUGAAUGGAUCCAUCACCUUGAUCACAUAUCAUGAGCAAACCACUACUUUUCACAUAUCAAUUUUAGGCGAACUUGGUGUGAAAGAAUCAUGGAUCAAAUUGUUCAUUGUUGGGCCUUUGUCUUGUGUUCAAAGUCCUAUCGGAAUGGGAAAAAAGGGGGAAAUAUUCUUCAUAAGAAAUGACCAUAAACUAUCUUGGUUUGAUUUAAAUAAUCAAACUGUUGAAGAGUUUGAUGGUGACGAAAAUUGGGGACGUGAUUAUACAUAUUACAAGGAAAGUUUUCUUCCAAUAGGAGGAAUAAAUAAUUAAUUAUUUUUCUUAAGUACAUGAUUGUGAACUUUCUAAUUGUCUAGGCCAUUUACUUUCUUUUUUUUUCGUGCAUUUUCUUCAUUGUAGUUUCGAAACCCAAUUAUGGUAUCAUCUUGUUACA